Messenger RNA from Drosophila takahashii, 2317 nucleotides. It is a transcript of the gene Dic61B, whose product is annotated as Dynein intermediate chain at 61B. Gene Ontology annotation, biological process: cilium movement. Gene Ontology annotation, cellular component: axonemal dynein complex. The record is from RefSeq and is a predicted model, not a curated record. Lineage: Eukaryota; Metazoa; Arthropoda; Insecta; Diptera; Drosophilidae. Gene Ontology annotation, molecular function: dynein light chain binding; dynein heavy chain binding.
GACAAAAUAGGAAUCAUGUCCUUGUCAGUGAGAAAUACAACCAUUAGCCAAGAUGCUGGAAGUAUAUAUAAGCAAUCCAUGGAUGGCGACUUGAAGAAGAAGUCCGUCCAGGUCACCCAGGCGUCGGCCGAAGACUCAAAGGUUAAGAAGAAGGAAACUAUGCACUAUUACAAUGUGGAGACACAAGCCGAUCUGCAGUACAGAUCCCAGAUAAAGAUCCUGGAGAAUGUAGAUGGCGUAGAGGUAGACAUGACGCCCAAGCCGAUCCCCAAUGACACCUAUGUGGAACAGUUUAUGAAGUACAACCUGAACGUGAUGAACCAAAUGACCAACUUCACCCAGAUGGCGACCAAGAGCAUGUCCAGAUCACGGACAAGGUCCAGCGUAAGGGCAGGAAUAGGCGGCAACAAGCAGUCCAUAGACGAUCUGAUGAGUGGGAUCAUGUACGAAACCAUCAACUGGGAUCCUUACGGGACCGUCGAGUGCCUCGGACAGGCGUACGAACCCAAGCCGUACACCAGAUCCUUUCUGAAGAUCACCCUACGCAAAUCCGAGUUCUUCGAGCUGCACAGCCAGCCGCAGACGACGGUGGCCAAGGGAUCCGCCGAGGGCGACGAGGCGGAGCGGGACAACCGCAACUACGAGUACCUGACGGUGGGCAAGGGCAAGAUCCGUCGUCGCUCGGAUAACGAUGCCCAGACGGAUACGCUGCUCUUCACCUCGCGGGCUGUGAACACCAUCAUGAUAACCAAGGCCACGGUCAGUUCGUAUGUGUCCAACUUUGAGAUGUACGACACGCUGAACAACAUCAGCAAGGAGUUCGCCAUGAACACGAUGGCUUCGGUCAAGGAUCUGGCUUCGACUCUCGGGCAAACGGAGGAUGCGGAGAGCUUCGAGGACGCCGAGACGGUGGCCGCCAUGGACAAGGUGUCCUCGCAGAUAGAGAGGUUGCUCCGCAGUCCCGAGUUCCGCAACGCCAUCAUGUACAUGGGCCGCACGCUCUCGAGCAACACAAACGAGGCGGGAUUGCGACGCUUCCGGAACUUUGACCAGGUUAACCGAUGGAACUCGGAGGCCCAGUAUGUGUACUCGAUGAACCUGCUCUUCCGGCUGAUCCCGGAGCCCAGCAAGGACGAAAGGAAGGCGGUCAGUGAUAUAGACUUUUGCCGCAGCAAUGGUGAUAUUGUGGCCGUGGCCUACGGGCUGUACUCCUUCUCCUCGCAACAUGUGCCCACUUCGGGCAGUGUCUUCCUUUGGAGCAUCAAGAAUCCUGGUGAGCCGGAACGCGCCUACUACUACGAUGUCCCAGUGACGGCCAUUAGCUUCUCUCCCUUCUUGGCGUCCCUUUUGGCCAUUGGAUUGUACGACGGAAGCGUCGAGGUGCGUGAUGUGAGCAGCCUGCAGGACAUGCCCAUUGCCGUCUCGCAGCGCAUCAGUUCGCCUAGCUCCUCGCCGGUGGUGGCCAUCCGCUGGAUCAAACAGGUUUCGGACGACGCCGACGAGGCGGACAUCGAUCCGUUCCUCAGCCUCUCGCAGGACGGCUCCGUCACCCGGUUCCGCAUCAUCAAGAGUCCCUUCCUCUUGGGCUUCACCCAAAUGACAUUGGAAAGGGUAGAAGGUCAUCCCGAGGGCAUCUUCGUGCAUCCCUCGUCGCGCAUCCCCUGCGAGUCCAAUCGGCGUCCUCAGGGCCUCAGCAUCACCACCCAUCCGGUGCACAAGGACAUCUACUAUGUGCUUACGGAUGAGGGCUGCAUUCACAAGUGCUCGAUCAACUACCAGCAUCAGUAUCUGGAGGUGCUGCGCUGCCACGACGGAGGAGUCACUGUCAUGGAGUUUUCUCCAUGGUCGCCGAAACUGUUCCUCACCUGCGGCAAUGACUGGUUCGUGCGCAUUUGGAUUGACGGCAUUACGCGACCCCUGCUCGAACUGCAGGACGAGAUGACACCGGUGCACUGGGCCAAAUGGACGCCCACCCACUCCACGAUCAUCGUUUCGGUUAACCGGGAAACCGCUAACAUCUGGGACUUUCGACGUAAUCUGCUGAGACCCAUGUCCAAGCACAAGAUGGACUCCUCCUUCAACACUGUGGCCCGUUUCUCCCACUGUGGUCGCACCUUGGUUAUUGGGAACGAGCGCGGGAAUACUCUUUUCAACGCCCUCAACGACAUGCCCUUUUCGCCCCACUUUCAAUACGACGAGCUGGAAAAGGCAAUUUUCAAGGCAAUUGGCAACGACCACGAGCUCUUCAUGGAGCUCAAGAGUAUCGGCUUCUUUGGCUAUCCAAACAAGAAAGCUGUUUUCUAAAUUUCUAAGAUUA